UUAUUUUUCCGUUAGUUCUGCGCGUACGCAGUUCUCUGUGCGAAGCGACAACAUGCGGUCGCAUAAGUUGAGGAUCGCGGUGUUCGCCAUUUUACUAACAGGUUAUACAUACGGACAAAAUCCGCCAACAUUGUUGACCCUUGACGAAGGUGCAACUUUACGUACUGUUGUCCUGACAUUUACUAACGAGGUAGAAAGAUGUUAUCUAGAAACACCAAGCGGCUUAAAAGUUGAAUUUAAACCAAAUGACGAAGGAAAUGAUAAAUUUCAAUUAUUACCAGACACAGACGUAACUCAAUGUCAAGCUAAUGUGAACCACAUCGAUGUGAACGAUAACGGCGUGUGGACACUUAAAUCGGAAUUAUCUACUGGAUCUAUUCUAUCACAAUCUUACAAUGUAACUGUGAAUAAAACAUCAGACAAUACUGCAGACGAUGAUGAUGUUGAAAGCGAUACUGCAGAUAUAGAAGAUUUAGAAGGCCAGUACUUUGAUACUACAAUAGGUGCCAAUCACACAGUUUUCAUCAGAGAUUAUGCCUUUGUAACCAGUGAGAGAUGUAUCCUUAUAACACCUUCGGGUACACGGCACAGCUUCGAAGAGUUGAAUCUAGAAGACAUCGAAGUAAUCAAUCACCCAGGCGCUACUUGUGCUAUAAGAAUUACCAUCAAUUCCGAUGAUGUUGUUGGAAAUUGGUCGCUGUUAGCUGAAGGUUCAAGAUUUUCCGAAAAUAUUAUAAGAAGAUUACCAUUUACAAUCCAUGUCGAAGAAUUCGUUGAUGCCUCUGUAAGUGAAGUUAUUGUAGUCGAAGGCAAUGAUCUCUACGCUCGAUUGAAGAAUUCUAUACCUAAUUAUGAUACUUGCAGACUUCUGGGACCUGAUGGAAAUGAAUAUAAUGCCUUUGAAAAAGAUAGUCGAUUCGUUGAAAACUGUGGUUUUAUUGUUAGGAACCUUCAAACAACACAAAGUGGAGAAUGGAAUAUCGUUUAUGGACAUAGAAUCGUUUAUAGGGCCCCCAUUAGUGUGACAGUAAAUGUUGCUGCGACUGGAGGAGCAACAAAUCUUGUAUGGAACAAAGAUCGACCAGUUUCAGUCAGUCUUGGAGCAGAAGAUGCAGUGUACUGUUCCUUAACUGGCCCAGAUGGCUCAACAUUUUAUGAUGGUUUCGGUAGAUGUAAGGUCGCUAUCGACAGAGCAUCAAAGGCACAUGAAGGUGUUUGGAGGAUGAAUGUCGGCUUACCUGGUCGAGUCCUCACUACAAACUCAGAGUUCCGUGUUACGAUUGUAGAAGCUGAUCCUAAGCCGUUGGUAAUGACCCAAGUGAUAGCCAAUAAACCUACCGUCUCAUUGUCUUGUAAUGUCACAAGUCCAUACCCAGUCCGUUCGUGUAAAUUCCGUGACCCAUCUGGUCGCGUCUUAUUAGCUAAUGAAGGUGUUGGGGAAAGUAGAUAUACCUUCCAUGGAGCUGGUACCAGCUAUAAAUCUGACCUCCACACACAUGAUUGCGGUAUCCUGAUCACAGGUCCUCUCACCCGAGACUUGGGUCUUUGGCGUUGUGCUGUAGAAACUGAAGGGGAGACCUAUUACGGAUUUUUAGGUGUAUUUUGUCCCUGGGCUAUGAGAGACCCUGAAGUAGUAGCUGCAAUUGUUACCGAGCCUACUCUAACAGCAGACAGACCUGUGGUUAACAGUGUGGUGGGUGACAGUGUCACCAUGACAUGCUCAGUCCAGUCCGCCAUUCGCUACUGUUACUUCCGAGCUCGAAACGGCACCGUAUUCAAUGUCGGACCUACCGAUUCGCAUGACCAAGCUACAUACGUUGGAGCUGGGUUCGAUGCUGGAGAGUGCGGCAUCAGGUUCCCAAGCCUUGCCGUCUCUGACACUGGUAGCUGGGGUUGCCACGUUGGUCUCGCAGAUGUUCAAGAAGCAGAACAACGUGCUCGGAUUGAAGUUAAUGUGCAAGACGCGAUGACAGCUAACCAGCGCAUGGAGCGUAAAAAUUUGAUAGUGGAAGCACAGAUCUACGACCGAAGAGCACUUGAAUACUGUCGAUUUGUGCGUAUUGAUGGCUUAGGUUUCACAACAAAUACUAUUCCCGAAAGAUACACCGACUUAUCCAUUCUCCGAGACGGCUAUUGUGGUAUAGCUAUAAAGGAACCUACAAUCCUAGAAAACCAUCCUUGGACUGUAGUUGCCAGGAUCCGGGGACAGGAUGUUGAAUUAUCUAGAGUAACACCCAUUACUCUUGCCGGUCCCAAUCCCCCUCCAGAAGGUGGUGUUAUAUAUUACCGUCUACCAGUCACAUGGAUCAUAGUUAUGGUAGUCGGUUUGGUAAUGGUGGUAUUGGCAUUUUUCCUUGGACCGAAAAAUAACAGACGUUGGGCAUAUGCAAGAGCCAGUACCAUAAGAAACAGUUUCAUCAGGAAGACGGUUGAACAGCAGAACAACCAACCAACUAAGGUCACCGCCACAGCUGCUUAGUUUCACAGAUAUAUGAUUCCUCUAAAGUAAACUAAACUUCAUUCAAAUUCGUUCAAAACAUGAAUUAACAGAUAACUAAAAAGCAUCUACAUCAUCGAUAAUUUUAAUUCCAAUUAUUUCGUAAUUUUUUAGAUUUCAAAUUAAGAAUGAUUAAGACAAUUAGUGUGUUUGACAGAAUUCUUUUUAAAAAUCGCCCUCUUCUCGAUGGUUGCUUUUUUGACGUUUGUAUGUACUUAUUAUACAUUACAGUAAUAAAGUUAUGCAUAGGACUUCACGUGGCAACAUAUAGCUCAUUAAUUAUUAUUUUUUAUAUAAAUAAAGUUUAUAGUUGUUACUCUACAUUUUUAAAUUGUUAAUCAAUAUAAAUUUAUACACCAUUCAUAAUAAAAAUGUGAAAAUGUU
This is a messenger RNA of Vanessa atalanta (red admiral), 2881 nucleotides long. RefSeq lists its product as uncharacterized. NCBI's taxonomy places the organism in Eukaryota, Metazoa, Arthropoda, Insecta, Lepidoptera, Nymphalidae. The coding region runs from base 53 to 2479 and encodes 808 amino acids. The record is from RefSeq and is a predicted model, not a curated record. The transcript has 12 exons.